Messenger RNA from Synchiropus splendidus (mandarinfish), 2240 nucleotides. Its product is annotated as transmembrane prolyl 4-hydroxylase-like. Gene Ontology annotation, molecular function: iron ion binding; L-ascorbic acid binding; procollagen-proline 4-dioxygenase activity. Lineage: Eukaryota; Metazoa; Chordata; Actinopteri; Syngnathiformes; Callionymidae. Gene Ontology annotation, cellular component: endoplasmic reticulum. Gene Ontology annotation, biological process: peptidyl-proline hydroxylation to 4-hydroxy-L-proline. The coding region runs from base 290 to 1810 and encodes 506 amino acids. The record is from RefSeq and is a predicted model, not a curated record. The transcript is spliced from 9 exons.
UCACGUACUGCGCAGGCGUUGUUUGUUGUUAGGUUGUCAGGGCAGCCAUCAGCCAGCUAACAAGGGAUUAUAGCAGCCGUUUAACCAUGGAACAUUGCUUUAUUUGAAAUAGAGUCACGAUAUAUACAUCUGCAAGAUCUUGGGUAAACUCCGAAACAAUUUCUAUUCAAUUUCUCAUCAAACGAGCGAUGCUUUUCAUUUGAAUUAGCACUGGAUGCUAGGUAGCAUCAACAUCUAGAUAAUGCUGGCGAUUUACAGCGACAAGCAGGUUUAUGCUUUCUAGGCAGCAAUGGAGAAUGUUUUAGAAAGUGAAGACCAGCAUGAGGAAACAUCCUGCGACGAUGUUAAUCCGGCGUUACGCUUCAGCCCUCCGCUGCGCCCCUCAAUACGGAUGCCCGUGCAGAGAAGCAGCGUCUGCUCUCGAGCUUACUUCGUGGUGGUCAUGGUCUUCUUCCACGUCUAUAUCCUGAAUGUCAUCGCCCUGCUGCUCUAUGUGCACUACAACAACGGCCAUGGAGAUCUGAGCGGUGGCGAUCGGGGGUCUUCCGCACCAAGCAGUGAGGAUGGGAGACCUUUCCCGCAACCUGCUCCACCUCCGCCCGCUAAAGAGCCACUUGCUGGCGAAUCUAGACUGAGCUUCACUCUUCCACGCAUUGAGGGUAUUCGAGUCGGACACGUUCAGUCUGUGUCACUUGUCUCCAGCAAAACGCACAAGAUGAAGACACUAAGCCUGAAACCACUGUUGUUUGAGAUCCCUGACUUCUUGUCUGAAGAGGAAUGCCGAGUGGUGGUGCAGCUGGCUCAGCUGAAGGGUCUGAUGGAGAGCCAGGCGACGUUGUUCGGCCAGGAACAAGAGGAGUCCAACCAGCCGCUGCUUUCCCUCAGCACAGGCGAGGUCUUCAGUCUGCUGGACCUCAAUCAGGACAAGCUACUACAGAGGGAAGAGAUCGUGACUCAUUCACGUUCUCGAGAUGGAACUUGGCUCAGCCCUGACAGCUUACGGCAAAUACUUGCGGCUCUGGAGUCUUGCACAACAGGGAUGCUGACCCUGGAGGAGUUCAAGCAGGUUUACAAUCCAUCUCAGCGUGCUGGACAACAGCAGAGCGCGAAGCUGUGGAGCCAUUUCAAACAAAAGAGCAAGCACACGUGGCUGCAUCAAGGCGCCGGAUCUCACCAUGUGCUCCAGACACUCCGCAAAAGGGUCACAACUCUAACGCGUCUGCCCGCGACCCUGGUCGACAUGAGUGAGCCCCUGCAGGUCGUUCGCUAUGCUCCUGGGGACUACAGUCAUGCCCACCAUGACAGCAGCCCCUCCCACCCAGAGACGAGCUGCGCUCACACGCGGCUGGCUGGAAACAGAUCCACGCUGACGGAGGUCUCAUGCAGGUACCUCACUGUGUCAUUAUUCCUCAACUCUGUCGAUGAAGGAGGUGACGCCACAUUUCCAGUGGCAGAUAAUCGAACUUACGAGGAGCAGUGGCUGAUCCAAGAUGGAGUAGAUUUAACUGACACACAAGAGACAUGCUUUAGGGGCAACCUGAGAAUAAAGCCUUCUGCUGGAACUGCGCUUCUCUGGUAUAACCAUCUCUCCGAUGGCAGAGGCUGGAUGGGAGAGCUUGAUGAGUACUCCCUGCAUGGAGACUGCCCAGUCAGUCGCGGCCUGAAGUGGGUGGCCAACAGCUGGGUGAACGUGGACCCGGAUCUUCAGCAACAGACUCGAUAUCAAAGACUGGUGGCUCAAAGGCGCAGCUCAGGGAGGGAGGAGCACUACCAGCCUCUGUCACACAGCGAGCUCCACCAGGAUCUAUAGCUACGCUACUGGAGUCAGUCCCGAAGAAACAUAGACAGACUUGAGCACAUCACUAAAGCUGUUUUAGAAUGAAUGACUUCUCGCUACAUCUGUCAAUAUAUCAUCCAAACUUUCCUGGUUAAGUUCUUAACCAUUUUGCUUCCAACACUUGAUAAAUGCAAAGCUCUAAUGAGCAGGUCAUCGUAUUUAAGUGCAAUAUCGCCAAUCAAAACAUGAAUACAUUUCAUCAACACAGUUAUUCUUAUUUAUCGACCAUCUAUUUAAGGGUUUUUCAGUAUUUAAUUUGUUGCUUGUUGUUUGUCUAAGUCUAUUUUUAUUUAUUCCAUUUGAGAAUAUUUAUUUAUGAUGUUAUUUAUCAUAUUAUUUAUUUCACAUAUUUAUUACUGCUUGAUGUUGCACUGAGUCUGUCACUGCGUUUUACUGUUUCAAA